UUGGCGAGGUGCAACGUGAGCCCUGCCUCCCGGCUGCUGACGGAGGCCGUGGGGGUAUAUACAGUAAAGAAGGAGAUUUGCAAUCUGUGCUAAAAGCUGUCUGAUCAAAGGCAGAUUGGCUGUGGGUGAUUUUUUUUUUGUUAAUAUUUAUAUUAAUUCUGUUCUCGCAGAGAGGCGGGCGAAGCAGCGGCAGGCAGUAUCUCUGCUUUGCAAACGUAAGCUUUUUGCUUUUUCACUUUGUCUGCUUUGGGAGGGGAGGACUUGAAACUAUUUUCAUAAGACUCUGCACCGCUGGAGCACGUCCUCCCUCUUUUCCUCCCCUCCCUCAACCCUUGAUUUUUUUUUCAUGCCCCCCUCGUUUUUUAAGAGAAAGAAGCGAUUUUUUUCUCGCCCCCUCUCUUCUCGUCUGUGGCAAGCUGUCAAGACAAGAGGCUUGUUUCUUAAUGCCAGCCCGGCUGGUUUAAGAAGGAUCGCAGCGCCGUGACAAGGACGCCACGCCGAGGCAAGAGCCGACUCCUUUCCUCUCCAUGUACUGUGUCAUUCAAAGAAGUUUUACUUGCUGAGAGGCUCCGAGGAAAGAAGGCGGUGGGGGGGAAGAAACCCGCUCUGAGAGAGAGAGCGAGCGAGAGAGCGAGAUACUCUGAAGACUCACGCAGAGAUAACAUACACGGGGGAAAGGAAGGCAAGAGACUUUAAAGUAUCAGGAACCUCCAGAACAGACUUAAAGCGAUGACUACAGAGCUGGCCAUUAAUACAGAGUUGCCCACCAGCCCACUUGCCAUGGAAUAUGUCAAUGAUUUUGACUUGAUGAAAUUCGACGUGAAGAAAGAGCCACUAGGGACCGAUCGCACCGUGAGGCAUUGUAACCGCUUACAGCCGGCAGGGUCUGUGUCCUCUACCCCCAUCAGCACCCCUUGCAGCUCGGUGCCUUCUUCCCCGAGCUUCAGUCCCACCGAGCAGAAGACUCACCUGGAAGAUCUGUACUGGAUGGCGAACAGCUACCAACAGCUCAACCCGGAGGCUUUGAACUUCACCCCCGAGGACGCGGUGGAAGCCUUGAUUGGCAACGCGCACGCCGUCCAGCAGCAACUGCAGGGCUUCGACAGCUACCGAGGCCACCACCACCACCACCACCACCACCACCACCAACAACAAUUCCAAGGGGUCAACCCGGACGAGCUAGGCAACAGCAACGGGCACCAUCAGCAUCACAACCACCACCAACAGCACAGCUCUCCGGCUUCCUCCAUCUCCUCCACUUCUCAGCAGAUCCAAAGUUCCCCACAUCACCAGGGCCUCUUGGCCGAGGACAGGUUCUCCGACGAUCAGCUCGUCAGCAUGUCGGUGCGGGAACUCAACAGGCACCUCCGAGGCUUCACCAAGGACGACGUGAUCCGCCUGAAGCAAAAGAGGAGAACCUUGAAGAACAGGGGCUACGCUCAGUCGUGCAGGUACAAGCGUGUGCAGCAGAAACACCUGCUGGAGAACGAGAAGACCCAGCUCAUCCAGCAGGUAGAACAACUCAAGCAAGAGGUUUCCAGGUUGAUGAGAGAGCGAGACGCCUACAAAAUCAAGUGUGAGAAACUCGCCACCACUGGCUUCAGAGAAGCUGUCUCCACCAGCGACAACCCGCCGUCUCCAGAGUUCUUCAUGUGAGUCUGCAGUCGCCUGCCAUCCUCCAUCUAUAACACCCCAUCCAUAUGCCUGCUUGAGAUUUGUUAGAGAGAGAGAGAGAGAGCGAAAGAGAGCGAGCGAGAGAGAGAGAGAGCGAGAGCGAACUAUCAGCAACAUAGCCCCAUUCAUAUAUUGCCUGUGUGGUUGUAUAGAAAGAAUUACAGAAAACUUGCAUUUAAAACACACAAAAAAUAUUAAUCCUGCAUGCUGGACAUGUACGGUAAUAAUUUCUAUUUUGUACCAGUUUACUUUCCAUUCGGCAUGGCGUUUUAUUUGAAAGAAGUUACUACGGGAUAGUUGAACUAUUUUACUGCUUAUGCCGAUCUCGGUUUUCAGCUGACGAUUUUAACAGCUUGUAAAUAUUUGCAACAAGAACUUGUGUCCAUAUGCACUGAUCCAUUUCAGUACAGUUUUUUUUUAAAAAGAAAGGAGAAACAACCUUUUUUUUCGCGGGGCGAGGGGUGGAAAGGGAAUGGGGAGGGGGGGAUAUGGAGGGCAAAUUUCCGCUUCAUCAGAAACCAACAUUGUGUAAUUUCAACGCCUCGAAUUUUUUUUUUCUCCUGUUGUUUUGGUUACUUUUUUUUUCCUCUUGUGUUAGUUGUUGCAGAAUUUAAAAGAAACGGACAGAUGUGGAACAUAAACCAUGAUUAGCAACAAUCAUUUUUGUUUAAAAAAAUGCCAUUAACGUGUUAAUUUUACUUGGCGCCCUUGAAAUGGGCGGCGAUUGCUUCAGAAUUUAGAUUUGAGACUAUGACACUCUCUGGUAAAAUAGUUUGAUUUCUUCGUUCUUUGAAAUGUAAACUGUCACGCAGCAGAGAACUGUGUUUGUUUUAUAAAUGCGGUUUAUUUCUUAAAAUGCUUUCCAAACUGGGGAGGGGGGGUGGUGGAGGGGGUUGGAGAAAGUAAUGAAGGUCAAGUUCUGUAUGUUGUAAAUUCAACGCUUGUUAUUAAAAUAUCCAGUCACCGCAGUGAGAAUGUUUUAGUUUUUUUUUAAAUGUUGAUUCAAUUGAAAUUGGAGCUUUUUUUUUCAUCGCUGACAGUGUGGGAAAAAUGUUCCUUUCACCAAGUUGUCCAAUGCAGGUUUUCAUGCAAAAAGCGAUGCGAUUAAAAUGUACACUUUUUGUUUAGAGAGAAAAAAAAAAUAACUGGACAGUAUGAACCCUGGUCUGUCUUUGAACAAGACUAGUAAGCAAUGGGUACUGACAACCUGACCAAAUUCCAAACUCUGUAAACUCGCUUUCACGAGCGGGUGCAAACAGCUUUCCACCCGCGCGCGUCUGUGUGUAUUUCAUGCCUUAGAAAAAAAAAUAUAUAUAAAUCAUAAUUUGACAAAUUAAUGUUAAAUUAUGGGGAGGCGUGACAACAUUGUGCAGCUUAACUUUUUUUUUUUUUUACAAAAAAAGCCUUUUUUUCCGAAAAAGAAAGAAAACAUUGUCUGUAGUGAUUGAAGCAAUCUUAUUCAGAUUAAUUAUACCAGACACACAAAAUAUUUAUCUCAUAAAUUCUGAAGGGAUCAUAAAGGUAUCGCUUAUGGAAAUGAUAAUGUCUUUUAAUUAUCUGUUCCAAUUUGGAUUAUUGUAGUGUUAUCCCCAAAAAAAAAAGAAAUGGAUUCUGUCUCUUCUCUUUGGUUCUGUGAAGACUGUUUCUUUUCUAUUGUAUGCUUAUUAAAGUCAUUCAAAUGGCAUUUAUUUUGAUGA
This is a messenger RNA of Amblyraja radiata (thorny skate), 3371 nucleotides long. Its product is annotated as transcription factor MafB. Gene Ontology annotation, molecular function: RNA polymerase II cis-regulatory region sequence-specific DNA binding; DNA-binding transcription factor activity, RNA polymerase II-specific. The transcript has a single exon. The record is from RefSeq and is a predicted model, not a curated record. Gene Ontology annotation, biological process: regulation of transcription by RNA polymerase II. NCBI's taxonomy places the organism in Eukaryota, Metazoa, Chordata, Chondrichthyes, Rajiformes, Rajidae. Bases 730 to 1656 code for a protein of 308 amino acids. Gene Ontology annotation, cellular component: nucleus.